Messenger RNA from Lasiosphaeria miniovina, 348 nucleotides. RefSeq lists its product as uncharacterized. Bases 1 to 348 code for a protein of 115 amino acids. NCBI's taxonomy places the organism in Eukaryota, Fungi, Ascomycota, Sordariomycetes, Sordariales, Lasiosphaeriaceae. The transcript is spliced from 2 exons. The record is from RefSeq and is a predicted model, not a curated record.
AUGUCGUCGCCCUCGUCGCCCAUCAAGAACCCGUCCUCGACGCUCAACCCGUCGCGAAGAACGGAGCCGGAAAGGGCGCAUGUCGGCCCAAAGGCAACUGGGGGCAUGGCUUCUGCUAGGACUACUGCCGCGAACGCCAGCAUGGGCGUAGACAAGCCCAAGGUCUUUGACUCGGAAGGUGCCAUUGGCAAACAAUUCACCGAGGAAGGAGCAAUUGGCGGGUUGGGCCAGAAGAUUGGCGGCCCGAUGGACAAGGAAGGCGCGAUUGGCAAGCAGUUCACCGACCAGGGAAGCAUCGGAGGCACGGUGCAAAACAUGAUGGGCGGCACCAAGCACACGACGGGUUAG